AACGACCUAGUCCUAAGGAUAACGUCAUGUAUCAUGGCAGCUCAGAUACAUUUGAGAAAAAAUUGUUUGAUAACAUUUUUUUACUUGAUUGUGUAUAAAUACGAGCUUAAAAUUCGUUAACUCCUGGUUAAUUCCUUAACCAAGCAAAUAGAGUACCUACAGAGGUAAUACAGAAUCAGAUGAGUUGGUAAAGGUCGAGGCUAUGUAAGAGGAGAUGUUAAUAGAUAGUGCUGUUAACUCAAAGGUGAAUACAAGAAACUACACGAAAAUACCUAGACGCUACAUCGCGGGGAAUCACAGAGUAUUCGGUGGUUAUUGCAAUAUCUUCUAUACAAGGCAUAAUGGUCAGAACUAUGGAUCGUUACGCAGAACUGAGAAAGCAUUUUUUGGACGUGGCUAACUGCUACAUAAAUCAAAGUGAUCUAGAUGAACUGAAACAUUUUUAUGCAGAUGUGAUUGAUUCUGUAAGAACUUCAGAAUAUAUUGAGAACAUUGAAUAUUUGAUUUUAAUUCUUGAAAAAAGAGGUCUUAUUCGAUUUGAUAAUAUAACACCAUUGAAAGAUAUUGCCAAACAUUAUUUCAAUGGUUUGCCAAUCAAUAAUGAUUUAGACAGAUAUGAAAGCGACUUGCGAAACUACACCUCUCAGUAUUCACCGAAAACUAAUUUGUACCGGCACUCAAAUGGUAAGUGUUCUUUGAUCCCAAAUACAGACUACAAGCAGACUCCAUUUCAAAAUUCAUUAAAUAAAUUGUUUUGUCAUCAUUCAAACUUAUAUUAUCAUGCCAAGCAUAAGGUAGCCUACGAAUCUCAUCUGCAAAAAAUAAAGGACAAUAAUCUGAGUAACAGUGAACUAUCAAUUAACAAGAAAAGUGGUUUUAACGAGACUAGUACUUUUGUUUCAAAUUGCGUUAAUCAUAAGAUAAAUUAUAACAUUCAUAAGAAGUGUAUUAUGUCGUCCGUAAAGUGCAGAAUUAAUAAGAACAAGAAACAAGUAUCAGAACCAAACUUAAUUUUCAACGUGCCAGAAAUUUCUCCUUUAAAUUCACAGAGCAGCCAAAGUAAUAGUUCCAUAAAUAUAUCUAUUGGACAAAAUUCAUCAACUGAAGAUUUUGACAAGAUUGAUGCUGAUCCUCAAGAUACACCUCUGAUAUUAACACCUCAAUGUCUUUCACCUCAGACCAUCUGUCCCUCUCAAAUUGUCAAUACGCAAUUUCAUUGCUCUUUCGCUCAAUUACAUCCCCAAAAGACUAAAAAUACCAAAGAUUGUGCUACAAAAUUAUUUGCACACAAAUGCAUUAGCAUAUCCUUAUAUUUUGUGCUACUGGCUGUUAUUUUAUCAUCAUUACUUAUUGGGUAUGAUUUCUUGCAAAAUCCAGUGCAAUAUAAUCCUCAAGCAUCUGCUCCGUCUUUUCAAGAGGUUUUUUCUGGAUACCCUACAACACCCAACCAUCCAAAAAGUGCCUAUCCAUCAUGGGUGAAUUCAAAGACUGUAAUUGGAACACCGGAACAACCUACUUUGCAAGGAUUUCAGACAACGUUUCCUGUUUCUAAUGCAGCUGCUCCACCCGUAACCUCUUAUCCAGUGAUGCAAGGACUUUCUGAACAGGAAAAGGCAAUUCAAAGCAUGGUUUUCCUUAGAGUGAGUGAUAGAUUAGGAAGAUAUUGGAGAGAUGUAGCCAGAUAUCUUAAUGUCAAAGAGUCUGACAUCGACAAAAUAGAGGCACAGUAUAACACGGAUCUCAAAGAGAAGGCCCAUGCAGCUCUCAAAAUAUUUGCUGCGGAGAGUGACACCAAUUCUUGGCAGAAGAACUUGAAGAUUGCUUUAGAACAAGCACGACGCAAAGAUCUCAAGGAACUUGUUGAAGACUUAUUAUUUUAAGAAUAUCAAGAAUGAUAUAGGCAGAAUGUUGAAUUUUAUUGUUCAACGACAUGUCAUUUGUUUAAAGGUACGCAAUAAACCAUGGAAUUUACUCAUUAUUUUGCUUUGUUAAUUAUAUAAUAUUAUUACUAUGUUAAUAAAAUAUUGAAUUUUUA
Molecule: messenger RNA, 2035 nt
Organism: Athalia rosae (coleseed sawfly)
Lineage: Eukaryota; Metazoa; Arthropoda; Insecta; Hymenoptera; Athaliidae
Gene: Fadd
Exons: 2
Coding region: 342-1880 (512 amino acids)
Biological process (GO): signal transduction
Molecular function (GO): protein binding
Source: RefSeq, a predicted model, not a curated record